Molecule: messenger RNA, 4533 nt
Organism: Trypanosoma theileri
Lineage: Eukaryota; Euglenozoa; Kinetoplastea; Trypanosomatida; Trypanosomatidae
Product: putative phospholipid-transporting ATPase 1-like protein
Exons: 1
Coding region: 1-4533 (1510 amino acids)
Source: RefSeq, a predicted model, not a curated record
AUGUCUGGGGUAUUCCGAACCCUCUGGUUAUUCUUUCUUGGUUUCCUCCGCACGAUCGCGGAGAUAUUAUUAUUUCUCCCACGAUAUGUACUUUUGGAGCGUCAUGAUCAUUUCAGUGCGUUUUGGGGCACUCGGGCGACGCCGGUGUUAUUUGUGGCCGCCACGCCGUGGAGUGAGGCCGUUGUGCGGCGUAUAGAGGCAUUGAGCUCCGCAAAGAAUGCCACCGCCACUAUCAUCAUCACAUCACCUAUGAAAACAACAAAAACAACAAUAACAGGAGGAGGAGUAGGAAGAGUAGAAAGGGAUAAAGUAUGUAUGGAUCCACCGGAAAUGGAGCCAUUGGAGACAAUGGCAUCGAAUUCAUCUAGUAUUUGUACAACCCCAAACUUUCGAUAUAGGGUUCCAGAGCCUGAGGAGGAUUGUUAUUGUUUAAAUAGUGAUAGUUGUAGCUAUGAUGAUGAUUAUGGUAGUAACUCAGGGGAUAUAGGGAGAGAAACUCAACACAUCUCCAUUAGGGAGAGAGCCGUUGUGGUGUUGUAUAGUCUCUUGAAAUUACUUCGUAGUCUUUUUUCAGUAUUUGGGAGUAGACGACAAACGUCUUGUGAUGAGAUGGAAACAUUAGAAGUAUCCACAUGUGGAGUUGGGAAUUCAUCCAUGUUAAUGAUGGGAUAUUCUCACUUUCUACAAGGUGUCUUUGCAGAAGGAGUACCUUUUGUAGAUCAUUCUCUAUUAAAGAAUGUAUCUCUGGAGGAGUGGGAUUCACUAGACUCCUACACUUCUCAUGGGAAGAGAGAAAGAGAAUGGGAACAUCUACAUUAUUCUCAGUGGUAUAAAGGGAAGAGUGGGGUACUCUCUUGUUGGUUUCGAAAUAAUAUAAAUAAGGAACAAUUUAUAUGCGUUCCUUAUAAACCGCUGCUACGCAGAGAAGGUUCAUCCUAUUCUCUUUGGAGUAACAAGAAAACUUAUAAAAUAAAUAAUAAUAAUAAUAAUAAUAAUAAUAAUAAUAAUAAUAAUAAUAAUACUUAUUAUUAUAAUAAUGGUGGUGGUAUUACUGGUAGUAUGAGUGGAAAUGGGAAAAUAUAUUAUGGAAAAAAUAAUCAAAGAAAAGGUUUUAUUCCUCCUUUGUAUGCCGUACAUGCAAAGGCACAACUUCUUUUAUCUUUCCUUGAUCCACUCUGGCGUAUUAUUACAGAAAUGUUUACCUUUGCAGACAAUAGUGAUGAAAUCGAGUCUCACGUACAUCCUCCACGUAGUCUUAUGGAUAAUACAGAUGAGGAUCAAGAUAAUAAUAAGAAUAGUGGUGGUAAUAAUAAGAAGAAGAAAGAGAGUAUGUUUGCUGUACGUAAACAACAGAAAACGUUGGGUUUAUUGAGUCCAGAGUGUUGUUAUGCGUUUGGGAAAUACCGAGAGGAAGAUGAUAACUCUAUUCAUUCUCCACUGGAAGAGGUUUGUUUCUUUCCAGCUGAGGCAACCAAGGCGUUAUUAGGCUCUUUAUUCUCAAGUGAGCAACAUCAGGAAAAAGAAGAGACACAGGAUCAUGAAGGAAGUAAAUCCGAAGGUGAAAAGAAACAGGAACAAAUACCGUAUGUAUUAGCUACUAGUAAUAAUAAUAAUAAUAAUAAUAAUACUAAUAAUAAUAAUAAUAAUAAUACUAAUAAAUCUUUAAAAGAAACUCUGAAAGCAGAGAGUAGUGGCACAGAGGAACCCUCACACAUAUUUACAUGUGGACAUCGUGUAACGAGUGUACGUUGGCUGAAUGGAUCCGCCCCACCAGACGGACCAAACAUCAUCACACCUGUUGUUAUUUUAUUAUUAUGUCCAUCUAUUGUGCAGGGAGGUGAACAUGGAUAUGUGGCCAGGCGUAUGGGAGCUCUCUGUGCAUCUCUUACAAAGAUGGCGGAAUUAAGACGAGAAACUCAUAAAAUAGACACUUAUGGGAAUCUUCAUUUAAAUGCUAUGAGUUACAAUGAUCAUGGUAAUAGUAGUAUUAAUAAUAUGAGUCUCGAUAGUAGUAGGAGUAGGAGUAAUAGUAGUAAUAAUAAUAAUAGUGAAGAAGGUGAUAGCCCUGAUGUUAAUAAGAAUCAAACCCAUCAUCAUCAUCAUCAUCAUCAUUUCUUCUCUACAUCGUCUAUAAAUGAUGAAAUGAAUGAUGUACGGUUUGCCACUUGGCAUGCUGCUGUUCCUCUUGCUGAAGUCCUCUGCUGUUCAACCGAUACAUCUCUCUCCUCUAUAUCUACAUCUCAACGUGAACGUGUGCCCUUAACAGUGGAGGAUAUUGAUCACAUUACCCGUUAUUUGGGAAAACUACGGAGUGUGACUGUAGUGGAGUCUACUACGGAUCUAACAUCAACUGCCUCUACACCUCCUCCUGGAAAAUAUCGUACACAACAACGAAAACAACAACAACAACAACAGCAACAAGAAAAAGAAGAAAAAGAAAAAAAAGAAAAGGGAUUUCAUGAGGGAAAAACAAAAAGAACACUUCGUAGAAAAGUAUAUAUUGUUGGUGUGGGUUGGUCCAAUGCCAGUGGACCAUUACUGCAGUAUAUUAUGUCCUACGGGGCCCAAUCACGUAUGGAUGGGGUUGUUUGUAUGAAUCACACCUUCUCAUCUAAUUACACCCUUACACCUGAAAGUGAAUCCCACAGUAAUUAUAAUAAUACUAAUUAUAAUAAUAAUAAUAAUAAUAAUAAUAAUAAUAAUAAUAAUAAUAAUAAUAAACAGGGAAUUGACUAUGAAAAGGUUGUGGGUGUUCGAGCGUAUAAAAUGCCAUUUCAUAGAACUUUUCUUUCAGCUCCUGGUGGUGCCGUACGUCUUAUUUUACUUGCGGCUCGAUUACAAAUGGUAGCGAAUCAUCUUCGUCGUCGUCGACAUCGACGGCAAUGGCAACAACAACAACAACAACAACAACAACAUCAACAAAAACAAAAGGGAAAAAUUAUUUCAGAUGAAGAUAGUGAUAUGGCUCUUUGGCAGUAUAUAAGACAUCAAGUGAGUUCAACUGUUUCCUCUGUAGUGGAUGGAUCUUCGCAAGAAAUUCGCAAUCGCCUUCUCACCAAAGUACUGAAGGAAUCUUCUUCUUCUUCUUCACCGCCAGCAGCACCAGUAACCCCAACGUCUAUGGAAACACCAGUGGAAGCAUUAUUAGAUGCGGGGAAAUAUGUAGAGCGGGUAGUGAAUGAGUGGUGGUUAGAUGAAGUCCAACCAGAUAAUAACAAUAACACAAAUACUAAUAACAAUACUACUACUACUACUACUACUACUACUAAUAAUAAUAAUAAUAAUAAUAAUAAUAAUAAUAAUAAUAAUCCUGGUUACGACGAAACCAAUACAGUUCCUGAUAUAACGGUCUCUAGUGGUAGAUGGCAUCCUGUGAUGAGUGUAGCGGAUUGGGAUACACUUUUACAACGUGGAGAUGAAGUACCGGCCGCCACAUUAUUAGCAGCGAGUCUCUCACGAUUACAAGUCUCACCACCACCACCAUCUCCACAUACACCCAAUCUAUUAUUAUUAUCAUCAUCAUCCGCAGAAUCUCCACAGAUAUCCCAAUGGAAAAGAGAUGGGAAACGAAAACAUAAUAUAAUGCAUAAAGGCCCAAGUGAACAUAUUGAUCAUAAUUAUAUUGUCCCACAGGUAUCAUUAGAACGUCAACUUUCAUCACUAUUUGAUAUGGCACGCGGUAGAGUAGAAAGUGUCUCUUCUUCACAAACAACACAUCCCCAAGAGUCCAUUAACUGUGGAAACAAUAAACACAUCAACAACAACAACAACAAGAAGAAGAAGAAUGCCAAACGAGUUUUAGAGAAGCAAAGAUAUGGAGUAAAACGCCAUAAACAUUCUCAUAGAUAUAUCUCAGCAGAUCCUACAAUGAUGGCUCUUCGAGAAAACACCUCCAGUAGUGCACAUCUUAUUUCCCUUGUUCGUGUCCCAACGCUCUUUGUUCACGCAAAAGAUGAUGAGAUAGCGCCAUUGGGUUCUCUCCCAUUACGUGUGCUUACAACAAAUCCAAAGAUCUUUACUGUAAUUACUCGCCGUGGUGGAUAUGGUGUAUUUCUGGAGGGUCUCUCCACACUAUUCACAUUGCCACGACUCUCACUACAGGAGAGACCCCGGCGAAAAGAAAGUAACCGAUUGAAUACUCAUAAUAAUAAUAAUAAUAAUAAUAAUAAUAAUACUCAUAAUAAUAAUAAUAGCACAUAUAGGGAUGAUCGUUUCUCUGUAGAGAGUAAGAUAAGAAAACAACAACAACAAACGCAUUCAUGGUGGUCUAAUUGGAUGCAGCGUGAAAACAGUACGGAAACACAUCUCUCAAAAAACACCUCAUCUAAGAAAAAAGGUGAUAAAGAUUAUUUGGAAACUGUUUUUGUUAUUGAAGGUACAACGUGGAUGGAACGACUUCUUGUGGAGUUUAUUGCAAGCGCUAUUCUCACCCAAUCGCCUUGUUGUGAAAGAGCAGCAGCAGCAGCGGCAUCACCAGUACAACAACAACCAUCAUGUGUCUCUGUGAGUUCAUUGGAUUUGAAUUUAAAGUAG